AUGGAGACCGACCAUGUUCCCCAGCCGGAGAUGUCUCACGAUGACACGUUGGGCGGGCUCGAGGGCAGCCCGCACGCCAGCAGUAACGGCAACCGGCGUCACAUGCAGUCACAGUCUUUUGACCACGGCCUGACCAACUCGCCCCGCCAAGACGAGAUGGACCCCAAUGCACGGUACUCGGCAACGCCCCCGAUCCCCCAACAGAUCAGCCGGCCGCCCUCAGGCCUCUCCGGCGGCCAGGGCGGCUACAACAGCGCGGAUCACGUAUCGCGCGGCAGCGGCGCGCACGCCGAGGCCGCGGCGUCGCAGUCCAACGGCCGCAACCACGUCGUGAUCAAGGUCGGCAUGGUCGGCGACGCGCAGAUCGGCAAGACCAGCCUGAUGGUCAAGUACGUCGAGGGCAGCUGGGACGAGGACUACAUCCAGACGCUCGGCGUCAACUUCAUGGAGAAGACGAUCAGCAUCCGCAACACCGAGAUCACCUUCAGCAUCUGGGACCUGGGCGGCCAGCGCGAAUUUGUCAACAUGCUGCCCCUCGUCUGCAACGACGCCGUCGCCAUCCUCUUCAUGUUCGACCUGACGCGCAAGAGCACCCUCAACAGCAUCAAGGAGUGGUACAGGCAAGGGCGGGGGUUCAACAAGACGGCCAUCCCCAUAUUGGUGGGCACAAAGUAUGACCACUUUGUCAACUUCCCGAGGGAGGACCAGGAGGAGAUAUCAAACCAGGCCCGACGGUUCGCCAAGGCGAUGCGUGCUGCCCUGAUUUUCAGCAGCACUAGCCAUAGCAUCAACGUGCAAAAGAUCUUCAAGAUUGUGCUUUCCAAGGCGUUUGACCUCAAGUGCACCAUCCCCGAAAUUGAAAACGUCGGCGAGCCGCUGCUAUUGUACCAGUCUUGCUAG
Messenger RNA from Thyridium curvatum, 900 nucleotides. RefSeq lists its product as uncharacterized. Gene Ontology annotation, biological process: regulation of exit from mitosis. Gene Ontology annotation, molecular function: GTP binding; GTPase activity. NCBI's taxonomy places the organism in Eukaryota, Fungi, Ascomycota, Sordariomycetes, Thyridiales, Thyridiaceae. The transcript has 3 exons. Gene Ontology annotation, cellular component: spindle pole body. The record is from RefSeq and is a predicted model, not a curated record. Bases 1 to 900 code for a protein of 299 amino acids.